AGGUCGGUAACUAUAAAUAUCCUCUUUGAGAUGCACAAGGAUGGAAUCAUCUUCUGAGAGAGACGUGGUUGUGGUCCGGUUAAACAAAGUUGUGGAUGCAAGUGACAACACCGUAAUGACACCAUGAUCCGUGUGUUACGUAUUAUCACCAUAAGAUCGUGUCGGGCAGUAGAAGUUGAAUGUUUGAUAACUGUCACUCCUGUGUACUGUGUACAGCAGUUGCUCCAUUUCACCAUGAUAUUUUAUUUUCCUAUUUAAACCGCAGAGAAACGAUUCAUUUACUUAACAAACUUUCAAAAGCAAAAGAAAGUGGAAGAAAGAAAAACUAAACAAAGCUCAACACAAACAAUGGCAGCCAUCAGUUUUGCAAAGAGUGCUGCAGUAAUGAACAUCUCCGGUUCAUUCCCUCAAACCCCAUCUACUUGCAUUCCUUCAUCAUCUGUAUCAUUCCGCAAAGCCUCAAGUGUUAGCUUCUCCUCUAUUCAAGUCUCAAGUUUCAAUCCCAACCAAGACAGGAACACAGUAGCUAGAGAAAUGAAGUGCAGAGCUAAAGAUCCAUUAGCUGAACAAGCAGUAGAGAAACUAAACGAGGGCAUUGCAAAAGCAACAGAACUGUCUGACAGUGCAAUCGCUAAUGUGACAGAAAACAUCGAAACAGCCAAAGCGAAAGCAGGAGAAUUACUAGACCAGUUGAAAGAUAACACGUCGGAAUCGAUAGAGAAUGUCAAAGGAAAGGGUGAAGAAUUGAAAGAAAAGACUGAAGAUGUGGCAGGAUCCGUGAAAGAUAACGUAGUAGAAGGAACCGAGAAGGCAACUGCGACUGCAUCUAAUUUAGGUGAGGAAGCUAAAGAGAGUGUAUUAGAUGUGGGAGAGAAAGCCAAAGAAAUUGCCAAGGAAGCUUGGGAAGCUACUAAAGACACAACACAGAAAGUCAAGGAGGCUGUUGUUGGUACAGAUGUGUUAGAGAUGUAAUUAGAGUUUCAGUUCAUCUCUGGUCAGCUGAGCAAGAGGAACAAAUUUUCAAUUUGGUAGAAACCAAGAGCCGACACAAAGACCCAAUACAAUUUGUUUGUGUUUUUAUACAAUUUGUGCAAACUGAUUACAAUUCAAUGUGCUUGGAAGCAAUACAUGCUGUUGUAAAAUACUAGAAAUCUUAUCUGGGAAAUUCGGUCAAGAGAAAAAUGUUAUUUAGAGUCAUGAAUUCAGUUUCAUAGUAGUUGAUGGCUAGAAUAUAUUGCUCAUUUUCU
This is a messenger RNA of Papaver somniferum (opium poppy), 1247 nucleotides long. RefSeq names its product late embryogenesis abundant protein 2-like. The coding region runs from base 349 to 972 and encodes 207 amino acids. The record is from RefSeq and is a predicted model, not a curated record. The transcript is spliced from 2 exons. Lineage: Eukaryota; Viridiplantae; Streptophyta; Magnoliopsida; Ranunculales; Papaveraceae.